Molecule: messenger RNA, 2865 nt
Organism: Penicillium waksmanii
Lineage: Eukaryota; Fungi; Ascomycota; Eurotiomycetes; Eurotiales; Aspergillaceae
Exons: 8
Coding region: 1-2865 (954 amino acids)
Biological process (GO): DNA-templated transcription; regulation of DNA-templated transcription
Molecular function (GO): DNA-binding transcription factor activity, RNA polymerase II-specific; zinc ion binding; DNA binding
Source: RefSeq, a predicted model, not a curated record
AUGCGCUCCGCUGAGUGGCUCGUCGCAACGUGGCCCGCAAAAACCUUGCCUCCCGAUAGCCAUAAAUCCAACGCUUUCCCCAGCUUUCCCCAGCUUUCUGAACUUGCCAGGUGGACAAUCUGUGCAAUCGCGUCAUGGCGGACAGCCCUGAGACACCUCGUCGUUCAUCUCGCAACGUUGCGCAUCAUCGGUGUCCUCAUUGCGACAAGGCGUAUGAACGGCCUGACCAUCUUGCGCGACACUUGGAUUCUCGUGAGUACUCAACUCGGUAUUCGUGAGGUACUAGCUGCUGAAGUGGGUCGAGAUCGCAACGAGCGUGUAUAUCAGUGUCCGACAUGCCAGCGGGGUUUCAACCGACGAGAUGUUUUGCAGCGACAUCAGGCGGUCCACGAGCGAGACCUUACUGAAGGCAAAACAUCGCAACGGCGGGCGAAGGAGCGAGCUAUUCAUGCUUGCGAGGCUUGUGCAAACGCAAAGUUGAGUUGCGAUAAUGAGAGACCUUGCAAGCGGUGUCAGACAAAACAGAUCGAAUGCGUGGCGCGCGCACCCAGAGGCGCGCGUCGACACAGCGAGCGCAUUUCCUACCCAAUUUCCACUAGCAUGUCUUAUUCUCCACAGACCAGCGGACAAGGUCAAAUGGAUCCAUCUACUCUCCCACAGUUCACCGCAACACCGGAUUCCGGCCCUUCAGAUUUCAGCGUGCCACCCGCAUCUGUCUCCUACUCCGGUAGUGGUGAUAUUUAUGAUACGAGCAUGACAUCGCAGACAGAUCUAGCACUCGAUACAUUUAUCCCGCAGCACGAAAUGCAUUCAUAUUCUGGUCUCAACAAUUUUCCAGCGUUCUUUGAACAGGUCAUGUUACCCAGUAUUGGGGCGGAGGACUCUUUCCAAGAGACCCAACAGCCGAGGGCGUUUGACUUCAUGCAGGAUACCGACUUCACACUGGCGGAAUAUGAUAUAUUCGGUACCGACUUCAUCCCCGAUUUGGACCGCAUUUUGGAUACCACGGUUCCUUUUGUUGGUUUUGAGGACUCGCAGCAGUCUCUGCUCGAUGAUCAGGACUCGGCGCGUCUACGUGCAGCCGCGUUUCAACGGUCACUCUGGUUAUGGGUCCCAGAAAAGAACCAGCACGCGUUCAGUGAAGAAACGAGAAUACCCCUCCGAGACAGCGACAGCAUUCCUUCCAAGCACCAAGAUCGUUUGGAAACUCUCAAGAUCCCGGGGAAUCUAUCUCUUUUGGCACGCGAUGACAUUUUCAAGUUGGUCAUUCGCAUCGGUGGAUCGCGAGUAUCUGUGGCGGCGUUUCCCUCGGCGGAAUAUCUCGAUACCCUGAUCAAAGUUGGCAUUGGAAAGCGUACCGAGACAGAUGCAUGGAUUCAUCCUUAUACGUUCUAUGAUUCACAAUACCAACAAUUACGGCCGGAGCUUCUGACAGCGCUAGUCGCUGCGGGUUGUGUUUGCUGUGGGCUGCCCUCGAUCAGCAAGACGGGAAUUAUUCUCCAGGAAAUUAGCAGAGUUGGUCUAGCUGAGCUUGUCGAAGACGAUAAUAGUGUCCUGCGAGAUCUACAAUACCUUCAGGCUUCGAUGUUAUGGAUCGAUAUUGGGAUAUUCUGUGGCUAUACUCGCAAAAUGCAAAUUGCGGAGAGUUACCUCCAGCCACUUUGCACCGCCCUUCGACGAGCGUGUACAUUCGAUCACUCGACUUAUUCCACCAUCACACCAUUCUCUCUCGGCGACGACGAUGUAGCACUACAACGCGCCUGGCAUAGUUGGGUGCGACAGGAAUCUCUCAAACGCCUCGUCUAUCACCUCUUCGGCCACGAUGUAGAGGUAGCAACAGCAAUGAACCGACCGGCCCUCAUAUCCUACGCCGAACUCACUCUCCCAUUCCCCGCCGCACGAGAAUUAUGGCUCGCCCCGACUGCGUUCGCCUGGAGGGAAAUAUGGACCAGUCGAUACAGAAUAAUGACGAUUUCGGAACUAAAUCUGCGCGAACUACUCUCAGACCCGUCCCUCAUCGGUCAAAUUCCACCCGAACUCGAUGCCGACGUUGCCAGAACGGCUCUUCUACAUGGUUUUGCUAUUCAAACCUGGGAAUUCCGUCAGCAGAUGCUACUCUCGCAAGGCUCUCAAUCCGGCUCGAAGGCAACAACGCGUCUCUGGCUACAAAGCCGGCAGGAAGACUUAUAUACAACCCUUCACACAAUCCAAAACGACACUCCGAACCCACCAGCUGUAACAACCAUCCUCAACGAAUUUGUCAUGAUGUACCUCCAUAUCGACGUCGACGGCAUCCAACGAUUCGUCGGCAAGCUAGGCGAAACCGAUGCCCGACGCGCCUACCCAGCUCUACGAGACUGGAGCCAGACAAAAGAAGCCCGCACCGCAAUAUGGCACGCGGGUCAAGUUCUCCGUGCCGCGCGCAAUGUUACCGCGUACCAGUUUCGUGGAUUCGACUCGCUUUCGAUAUAUCACGCUGCACUGGUCUUGUGGGUGUAUGGGGUGUUGCAAUGUGGCGAGAGUCGGCGGUUGGAAAUUGGGACGCCGGUUAGCGAGGGAGGUCAGCAGGUUGCGCCAGCAAUUGCGUUGGAUGGGGAUGGGGACGGGAAUGGGGAGGAGAGUCAGUUGAUCAAGGGGUUUUUGGCGAGAGGGGUUGGUAGACCUGGGCUCACGAUGUUUCAUCCACGAGGUGCGAAUGAUGCUGAUGUUAAGGUCUUUUGCGAGUUGAAUAAACCGCGAUCGGUAAUGGCGGUUGCAAGGCAGGUGUUUGAGGGUAAUUGUCCGCUGCCUCUUCCUGAUGACAUCCUCCCACCGAUGAUUCAGAACCUUUGCGCGCUUAUUGAGGAUUUGGGGAAUCUCCCUUGA